This is a messenger RNA of Rodentolepis nana, 645 nucleotides long. The record is from the annotation of a GenBank genome assembly. NCBI's taxonomy places the organism in Eukaryota, Metazoa, Platyhelminthes, Cestoda, Cyclophyllidea, Hymenolepididae.
AUGAUUCCAACUGGUUACAGAGCGGAAUUCGAGAGCAAAGCAGAAAAAAUUUUGAACUGGCUCGAUACUCGAAUCGAAUCUCUGGAAUUGACGACAAUGAAAGCAGCAAACGAGGAACAACCAGAUUUAAUAAACCAAGAGAACAGUCAACGAGUAGAGUCGCCAAGUGCUGUGAUUAGCAAAAUUGACAAGGAAUUACCAGAAAUCAAAGAGGAUAUGGUCCUGGUUAACACACUUGGUGAACGAUAUCGAAAGGACCUUAGCCAAGCCGGUGAAAAUGUUGAAGAACUGGAUCAACUCUUUGAAGACAUCGAAGAGAGGUGGUCGAUGUUGGAUCAGCUCUACAAGAAGGCCUCAGUUCUGAUUGAAGAUAGAGCAAUAUCAUCUCAGAUUGUAUCUUCAGAAGAGACGCCUGUACAGCAAGCUUCGUCAGAGAAAACGUCGAAAAGUAUCUGCGAUUCAGUUGAAACCUUCAAGCAAUGGCUUGAGGAAGCAAAGACGGAGGCCACUCGGCAAAUCAAAUGCAAAGAUGGAAACGAACUAGACGAACUAAUUGCAGAUUUUACAGUGAGUUUACGAUCAUUCCAUCAUAUUCCUCAGAUAUCGAUAUCGUCAAAGUUUAUACCUGUGCUUUACCGAGUUUAA